CCAUGUGCCGUGGCGUCCGCCGCCAUCCUUCUGCCGGGCGGCGCUUCCGCCGGCGUGCGGGUCGCAAUCCGCAGUGGUCUGCGGGUGAUGGAGCGUCGGGCUGGCUGUCGGCUUAGGGCAUGGAUGCUGUUACUGCUCCUGUUCCCGGUGCAGGGCCGCCAGAAGGACUCAGGCUCAAAAUGGAAAGUAUUUAUUGACCAAAUUAACAGGGCUUUGGAGAAUUAUGAACCAUGUUCAAGUCAAAACUGCAGCUGCUAUCACGGCGUCAUAGAAGAGGAUCUGACUCCUUUCCGAGGUGGGAUCUCCAGGAAGAUGAUGGCUGAGGUGGUCAGGCGGAAGCUGGGAACGCACUAUCAGAUCAUUAAGAACCAGUUAUUCAGGGAAGAUGACUGCAUGUUUCCCUCCAGGUGUAGUGGCGUGGAACACUUCAUUUUGGAAGUGAUCCGUGGCCUCCCCGACAUGGAAAUGGUGAUCAAUGUCCGAGAUUAUCCCCAGGUUCCUAGAUGGAUGGAACCCACCAUCCCCGUCUUCUCCUUCAGUAAGACUUCGGAGUACCAUGAUAUCAUGUAUCCUGCGUGGACAUUUUGGGAAGGGGGCCCUGCUGUGUGGCCACUUUAUCCCACAGGCCUUGGACGAUGGGACCUCUUCAGAGAAGACAUGUUGAGGUCAGCAGCGCAAUGGCCAUGGGAAAAGAAAAAUUCUACAGCAUAUUUCCGAGGAUCAAGGACAAGCCCGGAAAGAGAUCCUCUCAUUCUCCUAUCUCGGAAAAAUCCAAAACUCGUUGAUGCAGAGUACACCAAAAACCAGGCCUGGAAGUCUAUGAAAGAUACUUUGGGAAAGCCAGCAGCUAAGGAUGUGCACCUUAUAGAUCACUGCAAAUACAAAUAUCUAUUUAACUUUCGAGGUGUAGCUGCAAGUUUCCGGUUCAAACACCUCUUCCUGUGUGGUUCGCUGGUCUUCCAUGUUGGUGAUGAGUGGGUAGAGUUCUUCUACCCACAACUAAAGCCAUGGGUUCACUACAUCCCAGUUAAGACCGAUCUCUCCAACGUCCAGGAGCUGUUGCAAUUUGUGAAAGCGAAUGAUGAUAUUGCUCAGGAAAUUGCUAAAAGGGGAAGCCAGUUCAUCAUAAACCAUUUGCAGAUGGAUGACAUCACCUGUUACUGGGAGAACCUCUUGACUGAAUAUUCUAAGUUCCUGUCCUAUAAUGUAACAAGAAGAAAAGAUUAUUAUCAAAUCAUACCCAGACGUUUAAAAACUGAACUGUAGUAUCCACCACUGGACCAGAAUCCUGGCAAUGGCUCUGAGAGGCUCUGUGGUGAAACACCAUGAUCAUGACGGCGCUUAUACCUUGAACACCUUUGGCCAAGCCAAACAUCCAGUUUUCCUUAUCAUGUUGAAGUCUGGGGGACUCUUGAGAAAGAUCUCGUAUGUGUGUAAUGAGCAGAAAUGAAACAGCUCAGCUCUUUGAAAUCAUGAAAUCAGGAUUUGGAACUGCAUUCUACCUUUCAUUUUCUUCUGAUCGAUCCCAGCUUGUGCCUCAGGUCAUCUACGUGUACCAUCACUGUGAUAUUGUCUGGGCCCCUGUGAAGAUGCUCUUGGUCCUAUUAUUUGGAGCAGACCAUCCAUCUUUUGGAGCUAGUAUAAUACACUAGCAACUCCCAAGUUACUUUAGGCUUGAUCUCUGUUGCUUUAAUUUUAUGUGGAAAUCCUUUAGAGUUUAUGAAAAAUACCACAGCGAUCGCUUCCUCUGGAGUAUGAGGAGGCAGUGGCUGUGCUCUCUUGUAAACGCAUAAAUUCUCUGGCACUCAGCAGGUUUCCAUAAUGCCUCAGUUGCAUGAGUAACUUCUGCGGUUGGAUUUCAGAUUCCCAUUUUGUGCCUUCACGUCCUUUUCAUCCUCUCUAAAGGAGCUAAGGAGAAAUUUCCCAGUACAUGCAGGAAGCAGUCUCAUUAAAGAACUACGCCCCUGUAAUACUAGCACUUCUGAAGCAGAGGCAGGAAGAUGAAUUCGUGGCCACCCUCAGCUACACAGGAGUUCAAGGAGAGUCUGGCUACAUGAGGUGCUGUCUCAUAAAUGCAAACUUACCUUUUGCACAUCUUUCAUUUUGCCAUCUUAAAUUAGCAGCAGGACCACCUCAAUUUGCAGACAAUCUUCAUAUGUGAACACAUCAUGAAGUGGCAAUUUAUAGAGCAUUCAGCUUUCGCUGUUACUCCUAUAUGCUGUAUUAUUGGAGUACUUCCUUAUUCCCCUUCUGAACAAAGAUGUGAGGACAGUGCAUUUCUGUCACAGCUCCAGCAUCACCUCUGAACCUCCUUGGCGGUCGGCCGCUCAUGCCUGUGUUAUGUGCCGUCGUGCUGCUUUGUAGUUACCUGGCUGCAUCCGCCAUUGUUUUGUAAACUUACUGAUGGAUGCGAAUGAUGUUGCACUGCUCUUGAUGUCUCCAUUAUCAGCACAGUGCCUCAUGCAGAAUAAUUACUGAACAACUGUUGGGGGGAUGAACGAGUGGGGAACGGAUGGAUACACCCGCCUGGCUUAACUAAAUUCUAUUUUUACAUUGCUGGGUUUCUUGCUCCAGUGCGGAUGAGAUACAUUGUAAGAGGUGGAUCAAUACAGAUCCUCACUUGCCCUCUCCAGUAGUAAGGAGUAAGUUACUCAGAUCUUACACUUACCUGUGUACCUCGCUGUAGAUAGUAUGAGAAUGAUGUGUAACCGUAUGUAAAGUGUAUGCUUUUGAAAAAUUGUUUGUAUGCUCACACUUUUGAAGAUUUUAUCAUUAAUACUAGCUCUGUCCCAAACAA
Apodemus sylvaticus (European woodmouse) is the source of this 2797-nucleotide messenger RNA. It is a transcript of the gene Poglut1, whose product is annotated as protein O-glucosyltransferase 1. The transcript has 11 exons. The coding region runs from base 88 to 1266 and encodes 392 amino acids. Gene Ontology annotation, biological process: positive regulation of Notch signaling pathway; protein O-linked glycosylation. Gene Ontology annotation, molecular function: UDP-glucosyltransferase activity; UDP-xylosyltransferase activity. Gene Ontology annotation, cellular component: endomembrane system. The record is from RefSeq and is a predicted model, not a curated record. Lineage: Eukaryota; Metazoa; Chordata; Mammalia; Rodentia; Muridae.